Molecule: messenger RNA, 717 nt
Organism: Williopsis jadinii
Lineage: Eukaryota; Fungi; Ascomycota; Saccharomycetes; Phaffomycetales; Wickerhamomycetaceae
Exons: 1
Coding region: 123-374 (83 amino acids)
Source: RefSeq, a predicted model, not a curated record
GCAAGGGGACUUAUAUCAACACACUUUUUCCAUUAACAGUUCAAGCAUUGAGUCUUUGGAAGAUGAUGGUUUUAGGAUGGAAUGCUUCUCUGUAUCACAUAAGGCUAGUGCAAAUGACUUGAAUGGCUUUGAGUGAUUGUGAAAGUCACAGCAACAGCACUAGAGGAAGAGAUGAGAGUUUUAAGGGGUUCAACUACUGUACAAGAAUUGGUCUUCCAAUGAGAGCUUUGAAGUUUGACACGUGUAUCAGAGGAUCAUAUGGACCGCCAUUAUUACUUUCUCACCCAAGGAACUGGGUAAAAAGCUACCACUCUGUCUCAUGCAUAAAGUAUAGACAUGUCUCUUUGGCUAAAGAUUCUACAGCUAGGGAUUAACACAUCUACGUAUUUGAAUUGGCAUUUCCAUUGGUUCUCAACAAAAACAAGUUGAUGAAGCUUACACAGUAAUGGUAUGGAUAUCAUUGUCUUUCCACUUUCAGGCUUUUGGUUGUGCUUCUUGGUAUUGAUCCGUAUUUUGUUGUGUGUGAAACGCAAACUUGAUAUGGGUCGUGAGAUAGCGAAGUCUUAUACCACACAAUUGAGAAGUCAACUACAUAUAGAUGAUGCUACAUUAGCCAAGCCAUGUCUAUGUUGUGUGAUUGGUGUGGAAGCUUUCUCAUCACUCUUCAUUGAGCUACACCAACUCCCAAUCAAACUUGAUGAUGUUUACAGUGAUUCA